AGAUUGAUGAGGUAUAAAUAACAUGGGAAUGUAGCAGAACAUCGCACUGAUAAUUGUGGAGCGACCACGUGCUGUACAUAAUAUUUUCAUCUAAGCAAUUUACAUAUCCAUAUGGUAAUAAAAUUUGUUCCCCCACUGAAUUAAGCAGUAGUAGAAGUGAAGUGAUAAAAAUUUCCUGAAGUGACAAUCGUUGGAACUGUUUAAAGCUCAAAUUAAUCGGAAAAAAGCUUAAUAGCAAUGCUCUCGUCAAACAUAUGGUGUUUCGUUUGUGUGUUUCUGGCAAUGGCAGUGAAGCUCAUAUUAUGCUUACACACAGCCCCGAUUAAAAACUAUGAAAGUUUUGACGACAAUAUGGAAGACCAGCCCGAGGACGUGUUGAUUGAUUUGAUAACUAGAUAUGGACAAACUAUCAUGCGAGCCAGAGAUGACUUGGAAAACUCCAAGAGAACGGUGGAUUUUGGACUAUCAAGAGGAUACUCGGGUGCCCAAGAGGCAAAGCAUAGAAUGGCAAUGGCGGUAGCAAACUUUGCGGGUGGCCCAGGACGAAAACGCAGAGUGGAAAACAGAAUCGUGCAAGACUAAACUCAUCAUGUAAAAAUUAAAUUGGAUCACCAUCUCAGUACUCGGUAUAUUCUUUCCUCAAGCAAUGGGUACUUCAGUGAAAGUACCAUAUGAAUGAAUAUUCCAUACACUUGGGAGUUGGGUGUCACUAUACAAAACUUUAACAUUGCAAUAAAAUUGUUCCAAUGAACCGAAUCUUAUGGCAUUUUGCCAUUGUACCUACAUUUAUUAGUAAUUAUGACGGCAGCAAUAAGGAUUGAUAGUUACAAUCGCAGCAGUAAUUUAUAGCACUUUUUAUGACUAAAACUAAGGCUCAACAGUAUUAUAGAUGAUAAGGUGUCUGAUAACAAAAAUGAAUUAAAAUGUUCAAAGCUUUUAA
This is a messenger RNA of Topomyia yanbarensis, 940 nucleotides long. RefSeq names its product diuretic hormone class 2 (gene Dh31). Gene Ontology annotation, molecular function: diuretic hormone activity; G protein-coupled receptor binding. The record is from RefSeq and is a predicted model, not a curated record. The transcript has a single exon. Gene Ontology annotation, biological process: body fluid secretion. Bases 238 to 582 code for a protein of 114 amino acids. NCBI's taxonomy places the organism in Eukaryota, Metazoa, Arthropoda, Insecta, Diptera, Culicidae.